AAAAAAGACAGCAACAUUAAAACAAUUCCCGCUUUCAAGCCCAUUCCUGCUGAUAAUGCCACACCAGAACCGAGUCCUGAAAAACACUCUCCGCCACGUCCCGAAGCAAAAGACAAAGGUCGUGGAAGAGGCGAAAGAAAAUCAAAAUCUCACAUGAUGUCACCAACUGUCAUGCCGUCUGCUGCUGCUGCUCCGCCGCCACCUCCUCCUCCUCCCCCUUCCGAAGUUUCAUGUAACAAUGAGAAUGCAGAGGGAUCUUCUGCUAUAGGUGAAGUGAUAUCUAUAUCACAAAGUGAUAAUAGCAAUGCCAGUAGCUGUAAUCUAGAAGUAAAUGGUCAAUUAAGUAAUGAUACCACAAUUAAAUCAGACACUACAGCUGCUGUUAGUAGCACUAGUAGCAUUGGUAGUAAAUUUACUACAGCAAAUUUUACAGAAACUGUUAUUACUCAUAAUGGUAGUCCUGUGUUUGGAUCUGAUAAGCACAAGAAGAAGAAGUCCAUUUCUUCAAAUGUUGAUAAUCAAGGAAAAGCAUCACAGUCUCCAGCCACUCAAGUAUCUUCAUCUUCGUCGACUCCUUCGACAACCACCACCACGUCCAGUCCGACACCGACUUUCAGUAGUAUGUAUGAAAAUUUCAUAACAACUGAGUUAGGAUCUGGAAACAGAAAUAAUCAUGAAAAUCAACAGUCAAAUAAACGUUCUCACAAUGGUUCAAUAGAGAAAGGAGAAAGAAAGAAACAUAAGAAAAAUAAUGCAAG
Molecule: messenger RNA, 758 nt
Organism: Centruroides sculpturatus (bark scorpion)
Lineage: Eukaryota; Metazoa; Arthropoda; Arachnida; Scorpiones; Buthidae
Exons: 1
Source: RefSeq, a predicted model, not a curated record